AUGGGGUGGUGAGGGCUUUUCGAGGAAUUGGAAGUGAAACUGUUCUGUUGAAUCUGCUCACUUAUGCUAGCUGCUAGAGAGAGAUACAGUAGUAUUCUUCAGGGUUGCAAAGGAUAUUGUUGUCCACGACGGGAAAUGUUCUGUGCUGUAUGUGUAAAUGUAAACUACCACUACUAGUAAAACACCGACUUUGUUUCUUGACAGCUAUGGACUCGGAACGGCAGAAGCGCAAGAACGAAAUACAGAAAGGACUUUCACUCAUGCGGCCAUCUUUGCCUCACCCAAAGCCCAACAGCAAUGAGGGCGUUUUGACCCAGCUUAUUUGCAACCUUCUGGAUGAGGGAAAUGUGUCAUUCAGGAAGGGGCAGUGGGACCAGGCCAUUACAAACUUUACGGAAGGGGUGAAUGUGGCUCAGUAUGCCCAGUCAAAGGACCUGGGCAUCCCUCCAGCCCUGUUGGAGAGCCUGUAUGUGAACCGGGCCAGCACCUAUCAUAGCAUGGACAAGUAUGAACGGUGCAUUCAGGACUGUGACCAUGCGCUGGCAGUGUGUGAGGGCAGUCGCAGGGCUCUGUACAGGAAGGCCCUAUGUCUUAAGGAGCUGGGACGAUACAGAGAGGCCUACAACUGCAGCAUUGGCUGCCUGCUCACGGCUCCUAACGACAAACAAGCCAACGAGCUGGCACGGGAACUGGCUAAUAGACUGGGCAUGAGGGUCCGCAAAGCCUAUGUUAGCUCCAAGGAGCCAGCUGCUACUGGAGGUGACAGUAAUGGUACCACAGGUCCUCAUGUGAAUAAGACUUCAGCCAAUAUAAUGGAUUCCUUGAGGGACAUCGCACCAAGUGGCUUCUCAGACACGCCUCCACCUGCCAGGAUACCAGGCCGUGAUGGUGACACCUCACUCCUUGCAGCUGGAUGUAUGAGUUCCAGCCGGUCUGUCGACAGCCUUGAUCAAGGCCCCCAAGGCCUUCUCCACUCAGGGCUCGAGGCCCCGGGAGACUUGGAUUUGAUAGGGGAUGAUCUAGACACCCUCCUGGACAGUUUUUCUAAUGAGCCAGAAGCAACUGAGGCUUCCUUUCCCACUGAGCCCUGCAUUUUCACAUCGCGCCCUGUUCAGACUUAUGGCCUGGCCCUCCCCGCGCCCUCUCCCAAGCUCCCCCCAGCAUUCUUCACCUCUGCUGUCAGCCAGCUCAACUCCCUGGACACCUUUCGCCCCAAAGAGGAGGACCCCAGCACAGCACCGAGUUCCCUGGAUUCCCUUGAUGGCCUGGAUGCCUUGGAUAGUUUCCCAGCUCGUGGAGGGGGUGGCGAUGGCAGUGCCCACCAACCAUCACUAAAUGCCCUGAUGGAAAUGAAUGCCCUGGAUGCUUUAGACAACCUGGCCCCCUUUCUAGGCAGUGGAGCUGAGGCUCCCCCCAGGGCAGCCACCGGAGAUGAAUUGAGCGACCUCGACCUCGAGGGACUUGACUUCUUGAAUGGCCCCGACAGCAUCCCUGUCCUGGGUGAUGAGGGCCCACCUGAACUGGCUGGGUAUCCCCUGAACGCACUGGAUUCUCUCGAUUCACUCGACACUUUCUCGCCACUAGAGGGCGCCUCUGCACUCACACUCACGUCCAAGGUAGUUGGCGGAGGCAGGCUGGUCUCCUCCUCUGGGGUCACUCAGUCUGGUGGUGGGAGGUCCGUCAGUGCGCCGCCUGCAUCGCGCUCGACCAAGUCGAACUAUACUAACAACCAUGGAAGCUCAGUCAUGUCCCGGCUAUACCAGAACCCUCUGGCCGCCACCCACAUAUUCCUACAGGGCUGCUUCACCUGUUACAUCAGCACAGGCCCAGGGAUCUUUGAUGUCCAGCACCAGCCAGACUUGGUCCAUAACUGUAGGCGGGACAUCCUGCUCUGCAGGAGCAGGGCUGAGUCUCUCUGGAUGAGAGUGAGGCCGAGGCCCAUCAAGAACCAGGUCUUCGGACACUAUGUCCUCUGCAAGGAGAUACUGCAGUCUGGCUUGAAGAAAGGCUGUAAGUUUGGGGAGGCCUGCAUGUUUGCCUUCUGCCAGCAGGAGAUUGAUGUGUGGACCCAGGAGAGGAGGGGAGCUCUGAACCGGGACCUGCUGUUCGGCCCGCCCGACACCAGCCCCGGAUCUGUCCCCACGAUCAAGCAUCUGCUGCAGCUCUACAAUGGCAUGUUCAUCUUCCUCUGUAAGGAGUGUUACGACAGUAAGCCCAGGAUCAUAAGUAAGCGCAGUGAAGAGGCCCCGAAUGUUUGCUCCAACCUUUCUGCUCCUCACCCGUUCGACGGCAACAAGUGCCUGGUCCACGCGGUGAGGUCCACCAGCGUGAGCUACAGUAAGAUCCGCCCCCUGCACGCCCUGUGCCAUCACGACGUGUGCCGCCAUGCCAUCCGCUACGGCUGCCAGCGGGAGGACGCCUGCCAGUUUGCCCACUCUGUCAUCGAGCUCAAGUGCUGGAUGCUGCAGAGAGACACAGGUAUCUCUCCUGAAGAAAUUGUGCUAGAGUCUACAAAACACUGGCAGAAACUGGAGCAGAAUGCACACAAGCAAAGAGGGAACAAACCUGAGAGCGUGCCACAACCUCGAGCAACAGGAGGCGCAAGAGGAGGAGGAAGUAAAGGUCUGAACAUGAGGAUGAAGUUUGUCUGUGGUCAGUGCUGGAAGGACGGUCUGGUCAGUGAGCCAGAUAAAGCCCUGAAGUAUUGCACAGCCAAAGCCAGGCACAGCUGGACAAAGGAGCGCCGGGUGCUGUUGGUGAUGUCCCUGGAGAGAAAGAAGUGGGCGAUGGUGCGCCCUCUUCCCUAUGCCAGAACCUUCCCCCAGCAAUACGAGAUAUGCGGCCACAUAGCGAAGCAGAGGAAAUGCACUUUUACUGGGAACUGCACCUACGCUCACAGUCUGGAUGAGAAGGAAGUGUGGACGUACAUGAAGAACCAUAACUUGAAAGAUAUGCAGCAGAUGUACGACAUGUGGAUGUCUCUGACCAGUCAGGACCGACAGCCCGAUGGUGCCUGGCUCUCCCAACCUCCCGCUUGCUCCGAGGAUAAGUACAUCGUCAUGCCAACCGACUUUGCUGAGCCAAUGAACGGCUUCCACUGCCGUCUCUGCGGGAGGCACAGUAACGGCGAGCGCCAGUGGCAGCAGCACAUCUCCUCCGAGAAGCACAAGGACCGAGUGUUCAGCUCCGAGGGCGAGGACGAGAGCCUGGCCUGGGCCUACCGCUUCCCCGGGCCCCGCUUCGCCCUGUGCCCCAGGCUGGAGAGCAUCUGUGAGGAUGGUGUGAGCUGCGACUACGCCCACAGCGAGGAGGAGCUGGUGGAGUGGAAGGAGAGGCGGGACUUCCUGCGUCGCAAGCUAGCCAAGGCCCGUGAGGACAUGCUCAUCAUGCCAAACGAGUUUGACUUUGGGAAAUACAACUUCCUCCUUCAGGGUUGAAACCCCUAUUUCCCUAUGUAGCGAUGCAUACUACAGUAUACACAAUAACAUACACAAACCACACAACAUCUCCACCCACAUACUCAUACCACAUACUCCAUGGAUUUUGCGGUACUCUCGCUUACUCUUCGUAUUUCUCUUCUGUCGAGCUACACAGACCCAUAAAUGGGCUAGAUUGACUGGCUUACUUUAGAGUAAAACGUCAGACUUAAACGUGUUUAAUUUGACCUGUUGAUAAACGUUUAGUCAAUUGAAAGUAUCUCUGUGCUGAGUAACUAGACCAGUGCUUUGAAGUCAUGUCUGUGUGCCUAAUUGUUCUGUUCAUAAUAUCUUUGCCGGAAUGGUGUUUGCAAUCUUCGUUUAACCUUAUGUCUGCACUUUGAGUUAACAGAAGGGGACCUUCCCAGUCAACCAGUGGUGCACUUCCAUGGAUUGGAUGUAGAAUUCUGAUGACUGAUGUCACCCUUUGAUGAGUUCUCUGCUCUAUAAUGUAUGGGUAACUGGGGUGCCUGCAUGGCAUCCUACUAUAUGGCAGGAGUGUAGGGCCUCUUUUAACUGGGGAAUGUUUGAAGCAUAGGACUGCAACUUCCAGAGGAUUUACCUCUGAAUGUGUAGUUGACCCAUAAAUGAUACCAAAUACGUAUGUUUUGCUUACAACACAGACAGAAAGAUGUAUUUUGUGCAUGGAGAAUAUUUACAUUUAUUCAUUUCAUUUAAUUUCAUAAUAUUGAAUGUAAGAAACUGCUUGUAGCACAACAUAAUCACAAAAUUGUGAAUGAGCAAAUUUAUAUAAUUUCAGAUUAACCACUUCUUUUAAACUUAAUGCACUAAAGUUGUGUACAUUUUUUGUUUAUCAAGUCAACCCUAUGUUCUUCUAGGGAGUCAUUCAGUGCCUUGAGAUCAAUGACAUGACUGUGGAAAACACAAAAAACAGUGUGGAAAGGUUCAGUAGCCUACACAUCAGUGGUGAUUAUGUGGAAGGGAUGUGUUUCCAGACAGUGUGUAUUGUAUUAUUUGAAAUAAUAUACAGGAAAAGCAGUAUGUACUGUAGGUUACUUUUACUUGUGAAUGACAGCUGUUUAUCAUUUAUUUUGUUACAGAAUAAACUUUUUUUUAAGAGG
This is a messenger RNA of Hypomesus transpacificus, 4558 nucleotides long. RefSeq names its product zinc finger CCCH-type containing 7Ba (gene zc3h7ba). Gene Ontology annotation, molecular function: metal ion binding; protein binding; miRNA binding. NCBI's taxonomy places the organism in Eukaryota, Metazoa, Chordata, Actinopteri, Osmeriformes, Osmeridae. The transcript is spliced from 23 exons. Bases 150 to 3437 code for a protein of 1095 amino acids. The record is from RefSeq and is a predicted model, not a curated record. Gene Ontology annotation, biological process: miRNA processing.